AAAAUGUUGUACCAUCUAUCUAUAUAAUAAUAAUAAGAGGAAAUCAAUCGUCUCUUCACAAUUCUCAUCAUCCAAUCAGGUGCCUUCCUUGGUCUCAUCUCAGCUUUAGCGUUCGUGAUGCGUCGUUCUGCUGCUGCAUCAUCGAAGAAGAAAUCGGAUUCAAUCACAUCUUCCACCACGGAUCUCUUUCGCUCAGCUUCGAGUAAGGCGACGACUAAAGAGAUGGAUCGAAUAGACCAUUUGUUUAAUCAGUACGCCAACACUUCUUCCAAUCUCAUUGAUCCUGAAGGAAUAGAGGAGCUCUGUUCCAAUUUGGAAGUGCCUCAUACUGAUAUCAGAAUCUUGAUGCUUGCUUGGAAAAUGAAAUCUGAGAAACAAGGCUACUUUACACAGGAGGAGUGGAGAAGAGGCCUUAAGGCUUUAAGAGCUGAUACACUCAAUAAACUGAAGAAAGCCCUUCCCGAGCUUGAGAAAGAGGUUAGGAGGCAAUCAAAUUUUGCAGAUUUCUAUGCUUAUGCCUUCCGCUAUUGCUUAACAGAGGAAAAGCAGAAGAGCAUAGACAUUGAGACUAUAUGUCAACUCCUGGAGAUUGUCAUGGGAUCUACAUUCCGACCCCAAGUUGACUACUUUGUCGAGUAUUUAAAGAUCCAAAACGACUACAAAGUCAUAAACAUGGAUCAAUGGAUGGGCUUUUACAGGUUCUGUAAUGAGAUAAGUUUCCCGGAGAUGACGGAAUACAAUCCAGAGCUUGCAUGGCCAUUGGUUCUCGACAAUUUUGUUGAGUGGAUUCGUGAAAAACAAGCCUGAAAAGCGCUUUUACCUGUGUAUCCGUUUGGUGUUUGCAGGAUCGUUUGUCUCACAACAAACAGAUUCAAGCAGAUUUUUAUUUCAGUUUUCUUCAUAUUGUUUUUAAAAAAAAACACAUUAUAUGAUUUUUGUUACAUGUGAUUAACUUCAAUAGAGGGGAACACACUAUGUUUGAAAUACUA
This is a messenger RNA of Brassica napus (rape), 989 nucleotides long. Its product is annotated as DCN1-like protein 4. The record is from RefSeq and is a predicted model, not a curated record. Bases 118 to 807 code for a protein of 229 amino acids. Gene Ontology annotation, biological process: positive regulation of ubiquitin-protein transferase activity; protein neddylation. Gene Ontology annotation, cellular component: ubiquitin ligase complex. Lineage: Eukaryota; Viridiplantae; Streptophyta; Magnoliopsida; Brassicales; Brassicaceae. The transcript has 10 exons. Gene Ontology annotation, molecular function: cullin family protein binding; ubiquitin-like protein binding; ubiquitin conjugating enzyme binding.